AUGGGCCUGGAGCCCGGGCCCCGAUCGCAGUCCCGUUCCCGUGUCCCGACUGGGGCUCUGCCCCGUGUCCCGUUCCCGUAUCCCAGCCGGCCCCCCACACUCCCUCACAUCACCGUGUUCCCUCCCCCAGGUGUGAAGGUGAAGGGGAAGAGCACUCCAAAGGAGCAGCUGAAGGGGCCGGAGGUGUGCACAGAUCCCGUCACGUUGGCCAACUACGCCGUGGGGGUCAAUUACCUGAAGGACAGCCCCGAGGUGGCCCUGAAGCCUGACUCUGAGUACCCUGAGUGGCUGUUCCAGAUCUACCUGGGUCCCCCCAAGAAGCUGGAGGAGAUGGACCCCGACUCCCUCGAGUACUGGAGGCGCCUGCGGAAGUACAACUCGUGGCAGCGCAACAAGCUAAAGAAGAGCAGGAAGCUGUGAGGGGCUGUAACAAGGCAGCAGGUGUUGGAGUUGGUGUUGGCUCUGGGGCAGCUCCUACUGCUGGUCCCAUCUUCUCACUACAGACUGACAAUAAAUCUCAGCUGAGGCCUCUCACAGAAACUGUGGCAUAA
Molecule: messenger RNA, 551 nt
Organism: Meleagris gallopavo (turkey)
Lineage: Eukaryota; Metazoa; Chordata; Aves; Galliformes; Phasianidae
Source: RefSeq, a predicted model, not a curated record